AUGAGCUUGAAUGUUUAUAUAGUCACCAAUUGCCAGUAUUACUUUCUCUGUCUGAGCUGCCAACUCCCUCAGUUUCGUCCACGCUUACAAAGAGAACACCCAAACAACAACAGACGAAUUCAAAUUGCAGCUCAUACGAGCACGAAACACAUACUCGGAAGACUUGGUGUCAACAAUCUGGCAAACGGCGAGCGCAAUCAUGGACGUCUUGCCCGUACCAGACUGUGCCUGGGCAAUGACGUCACGACCGGAGAUAAUGGGGAGCACCGCCCGCUGCUGGAUGGCGGAGGGCUUCUCGAAGCCGUAAUUGUAGAUGCCUCUGAGGAGAUCAUCCUUUAUCCCCAUCUCGUCGAAGCUCAUGAUGGGCUCCACGCCCUUCGACGUCUCGAACACAAGCUUCGCGUCGUUCUCCUCCAUCGCCCUCCGCGCGCCGCCGCCUCUUUGAAUCGCCGCAGCCAUGCCGCUCCUCUUCAGUAG
Molecule: messenger RNA, 477 nt
Organism: Striga asiatica
Lineage: Eukaryota; Viridiplantae; Streptophyta; Magnoliopsida; Lamiales; Orobanchaceae
Source: the annotation of a GenBank genome assembly